This is a messenger RNA of Alnus glutinosa, 1073 nucleotides long. RefSeq names its product mediator of RNA polymerase II transcription subunit 19a-like. The transcript has 7 exons. Lineage: Eukaryota; Viridiplantae; Streptophyta; Magnoliopsida; Fagales; Betulaceae. Gene Ontology annotation, molecular function: transcription factor binding; transcription coregulator activity. Bases 204 to 827 code for a protein of 207 amino acids. The record is from RefSeq and is a predicted model, not a curated record. Gene Ontology annotation, biological process: positive regulation of transcription by RNA polymerase II. Gene Ontology annotation, cellular component: mediator complex.
GAGGCAGCGCUAUGGGUUCUCUCUCUCAACGGUGGGACUUUCUUGCUUAACAAAUUCGAACCUUCCGUUCCCUCUCAAUCCCAUCAACGAUCACUGGCUGCCAAUCCAAACCGCUCCACCGUUCAAUUCCUGGUUUUCGACUUUCACUCCGACUUGUCUUUCUCAGAUGAACUUGAGCUUCACCUGAUUCUGUCAUUACAGUGAUGGAUCUUGAAGGCAGAAAGUUUGGAAGGGGGCCUAGGGAACUUGGUGGUGCUGUUGACCUCAUAAAUCAGUACAAGCUUUGGCCGCAUCAUGAAUUCUUUUGCAAGAAGUCGCUUCCUUUGUCAAUAUCGCAGACUCACUAUCUACACAAUGUGGUGGGAGACACGGAAAUCAGGAAAGGAGAGGGGAUGGAAUUGGAUCAGCUCUUUCAGAAUGUUUCCUAUAGUAGACAGAGAAAUACACAUAUACAUGCUUUUGAGUUGGAUGUGCUCAGGGAGGCCUUUCAAAUGAGAGAGACAACUCCUGUCUACCUGCCUGCUGCUGAGAAGGGGAUCUCUACUGCAGUGGUGAAGUCAAAUGGUGACUCCAAAGACAAGGAGAGGAAGCAUAAAAAGCAUAAAGACAGAGACAAGAAGAAGGAUAAGGAUCAUAAGAAGCACAAACACCGCCACAAAGACGAAAGUGAUGAUAAGGACAAGAAUAAAAACAAGCGUCAUGAUUCGAAACAGCUAGACAAGAAGAGGAAGCAUGAAGGAAAUGGAGAUCUUCUUGAUACACGUAAACAUCAAAAGAUCCAGAACACUAUGAUAACUGCAACGGGAAAGCUAAAGUUUACGGGCUGAAAACAACUCGCUUGGCUUGGUUGGGAUGUUACUCUUUGUUCUUAACAACCUUCAGAGAAGCGGCGGAUCAUGCUGAGGGAGCAAUUGAACUUUGAGAGAUUCAAUAUUAUUGUUUGAUGCAGUCUUGUUAGCUUUUCUUUUUUGCCUUUUUCAAUGGAUGAACCUAACACUGUACCAGAUAUUUAGAUAUAAUCUAGUUUUGAACUCUUUGCGGCACCUAAACACUGCAGCUUAUGAACGAUAGGA